GCGUAACUCGAAAUGCUCGUCUGGCAUUUUCCCUUCUACCUGGUGCUCCUAGUGGUCUUCGUCAUCAAUCGCAUUCUGGUUUAUCGCCACAAACUUGCUGUAGUCCACCAUCUUCCUGGCCCGCGAUACCCCCUAGGGCCUUUUACGAUGCUGUCUUUGCUGUUGCCAUCCUCGUCUUGGAAUGCCGGGGCUACACUACCUUUGUCUAACCGUCCUACCCUAUACACCAAAUACGGGCUAGAUACAGUAGCGAUCGUCCCAUGGCUGUUCGGAAACGAAAUGGUGAUUACGCGCUCAGUAGACGUGGGAAAGCAGCUUCUCGGAUUCAAAAACGACUGGGACAAGACCCCAGAGCUCGUCAAUGCCUUAGCCAUGUUCGGAGAGAACCUGUUUUCAUCAUACAAGGACCGAUGGCCAAGACAUCGUCGCAUUGUUGCGCCCGGUUUCAACAACAAGCUGUAUGCUCAGGUUUGGAGCGAGAGCAUUCGAGUGUACUACGACAUGCUAAGAAGUGAAGACUGGGCCAGCAAAUCCUCUUUCGAGAUCUCUGAUGUACCUGGACUCACUUCCAAAAUUGCUCUUUACCUCAUCGCAUCCUGCGGGUUCGGAAUUCCCUUGACAUGGACAGAUACGGUGGGUGAGAAGGUCAGAGGGAUGACUCUGUCGCAAUGUUUCGACGUGUCGGCAAAUGCGGUCAUUCUACAAUCGGUGUUACCUCAAUGGAUGUGGAACUUGCCACUGCGCCAUUUCAAGAAGGUCAAGGAGGCAAACUUGGCCCUUGAGUCAAUUGUUCGCCGCAUCAUCGAGAAACGCCGAAGCGAAGGACCAAGUCCCUCGGCUGAAGCUAACGAGAAGGAUGUGUUUAGUCUCUUACUGAAUGCCAAUGAUGCCGAGAAGGACACGAAAGCGGCUCUGACGGACCAGGAGCUCGUCAGCAACGUCUUCUUGCUUAUGCUUGCGGGACAUGAAACUACUAGCAGAGCUCUUGGAACCACGAUAGCCUUGCUCGCUUGUCAUCCCGAGUCUCAGGAGAAAGCCCACGACGAGAUACUUCGUGUUACUGGCGGCUGUCGUGAUCCGACUUAUGAGGAUUUCGAUGCACUUCCUUACACGCUCGGGUGCUUCAUGGAGGCCAUGCGUAUCAUUCCGAGCGUUAUAAGCAUUCCUCGCCGAGCUAUGACGGACACGACACUCAGGAUCCCAGAGCCAGACGGCAGCACAUCCACAAUGCCAGUCAAGCAGGGCACAGUGUUCGUCACUGACUUCACCAACAUCUGUUUCAACCCAGCAUAUUAUACUAAUCCGGAAUCGUAUGACCCUUCCCGAUGGCUCGAUCCCAAACUAGAACAAGGCAUCAACUUCAGCUACGGACCACGCGUCUGUGUCGGGAAGAAGUUUGCACAAACAGAGUCAUUGGCCACACUCGCCAUGUUGAUGAAGGACUACAAGAUCCAACCUGUGCUGGAGGCAGGCGAGAGCCUUGCUGAAUGGCGGAGACGGAAUAUAGAUGACAAUAUCCAGCCGUCAAUAGGGGUUGGCCCAGGCAAAUUCACGGUACGGCUGGUCAGGCGGGCCUGAGAUAAAGUGGGGAGUGUUGGGUAGAAUUCCGUCCGGGGAUCACGUUCGGUUUGGCGAUACCUCAAGGGUCACUUUUUCACAUAAUAUGUACUUGUUCAGUUGGUACAUGAAAU
Dacryopinax primogenitus is the source of this 1691-nucleotide messenger RNA. RefSeq names its product cytochrome P450. Lineage: Eukaryota; Fungi; Basidiomycota; Dacrymycetes; Dacrymycetales; Dacrymycetaceae. The record is from RefSeq and is a predicted model, not a curated record. Gene Ontology annotation, molecular function: iron ion binding; heme binding; monooxygenase activity. The transcript is spliced from 10 exons. Bases 13 to 1578 code for a protein of 521 amino acids.